Aedes albopictus (Asian tiger mosquito) is the source of this 1950-nucleotide messenger RNA. RefSeq names its product F-box only protein 33. The record is from RefSeq and is a predicted model, not a curated record. The coding region runs from base 365 to 1720 and encodes 451 amino acids. Gene Ontology annotation, molecular function: protein binding. The transcript is spliced from 9 exons. Lineage: Eukaryota; Metazoa; Arthropoda; Insecta; Diptera; Culicidae. Gene Ontology annotation, biological process: positive regulation of protein ubiquitination.
GCUUUGACUCACAACAAUGACAGAGGUAACAAAAACAAAAACGAUUUUUCACUAAUCAUUGAAAAAACGCAAAAUUACUGCAAAAAUCCAAUUUUUCCGCUUCGUAAUUGUGCUGACUUUGUGCAUAGGAAUCGUCCUCGAAAAAGAAAGUCAUCACCCUCCUGCACUGAUUGCACAAAGAGGAAGAGAAAAAAAAAUCCAUAAAAAUACAAGACCCAAUCAGCUGCGAAGAAAAAAUCGAAAUCGAAGGUGAAAAGUGCGCUGUCCCGUUGUCGUCGUUUAUCGGUCGGUGCUAUACGGAUCAAAGUCUGCCAUCUGAUCUCUGUCCAGAGGGAGGGCAUCGCCGGAGCGAAAACAUUGUGCAAUGAAUAGGGGCCCGAACUGGGGCGAACUUCCGGCCCUCGUCCUGACGAACCUGUACCAGCAUCUGUCCUACCAUGACCGUCUGCAGGUUUCGUCCGUGUGUUGGCACUGGCGGUCGGUUCUCUUCCAGCCCAGAUUUUUCAAGGACAUCCACUUCGAUGUGGCCCGAGAGAACAACAAGAAGAACAGUUUCCUACUGCAAUCGCUGGCACACAUAGUGAGCGAGGCGAAGAUUUCUUUCGAUUCCUGCAACCUGUACGACGUUGAAUUGGCAACGGAAAUCAUGUACAAACUCAGCAAAAGCUCCUGUCUGGUUAGCCUGUCAUUGCGUCCAAAGUACGCCACCCUGGUCACACCGGGACGAUUCUACUCCGAAGAGGAAUGGAACUACAUCUAUAAGUUGUUCGUAGAACCGAUCAAGGUUUUGCUAGGGCGUCAAAAUCCUCCGCUGAAGGAAUUGGACCUAGGUUGUUCCGAGAUUCUGUCGCUCCAUGCUGCCGAUUUCCUCAGUAGCUGCUCUCGUCCGCAACUCCUCAAGCAGUUGGGAUUUGCCUCGGUCAAACAGGAUCCCAGCCAUUAUGCGCUGAGCUCGAUCGAGUCGACCCUUUUCGAGAAAUGCAACGCCCUUCAGUAUCUGUCGCUGGACUACGACAUUAUGUGUGAUGAUUUUUUGCAAACGUUGCAGCUGUUGCCCCUCAAGCGCUUGGUAGUGCACGUCCAUGGGCUGGACGAGGAGCAUCCGGGCGUAUCGGAGGGUGCUUGGGCCAGUUUCCGUGCCAAGAAUCCGCAGGCGGAGCUACACUUGACGCUGGUUUGCGCUUACGAGGCGGUCGACAUGCUGCACAGUCAUAUUCUGCGUCCGUCGAUGCCGCUGUCGCAUCUGAAGGUGCUAUUCUGCGAGAGGAUCAAUUGUGACGCUCUGGAGUACCUCUCUCGUUAUUACAAGGAAACUUUGAAGAGUAUGAUUUGGGUUGACUCGAUGCGCAUCCAAGAGUACCGGAACAUCAUGGAGAUGGUGCUGCGCACUGAGCAGGAUCCCCUAGUAAUGAUGGCCUGGCGCUGUAAGAAACUCGAGGAAAUUGUUAUUCACGGUUAUGUGCUGGAUCCACAUAACCUAGUUGGAAUUUCGCGUCUACGGGGCAAGGAUCUGAAGGUGCUGGAGGUGUCCCGGAUCGACCUAUCGAUGCCUUCCGUCAUGAUAAAUCCAUUUAUUGAGGAAAUAAGCACCCAGCUUGGUCAAAACUGGGUCCCGCUGGAUGCCAAAACGCUACCGCCUGCCCUCGGAUUCUACCCGGUAUCGGACGACGUUCGCGAUCAAUACAUCCUUCGGUACAUUCGCAACGGCGUCGCGGCUUAAGUUCCGCGCUCCGGUAAGUACCUAGCACUACCUAGUACACGCCCAUACAGACGACCCACACACUCCACGCGGGUCGUCCUACAUUAGAAUGUGGAUGUUUAGCUCAAUGUGCUUAAGGUUCGCCGCGGUGACCGACCGACCGAUAGGACGCGGUCGCACAUCACUCAAGGCACGGAAUCGAGUUCUUUAGCUCGUUGCCCCUGGUCAUCGUGGUCAUAAACAAAGGAGCC